AUGGCAGCGCGGUUGUGUGCCAAACGCGCACAUCAGCUCGCCGCCUCAGUGCUCGCAAACGGUGUAGGGCCCUCGCGCUUGCCUGCAGCUUCAGCAUGUAAUUGUCGUUCGCCUUCAGCUUCCAGAUCCACUGCGACACACCGCAUCAACCUCUUGUCGCAAAGCUUCAGCACAUCAGCAUACCUGCGAGACGAAUCACCUCAAUCGGCAUCAGUAACGGACGCGGAACCACAACACUCCAGCAAGAAGCCGAACGUAGGGCUUCUUGCCGGAGAAGAUACGAACGCCGAGCCCACACUAGAGUAUCUUGACUCGCUCAAGCCUAGAGCCAGACGCCUUCAGCGAGAGCAACACCGUCCAAAACGGGUCACAGUCAAUCCUUUCGCCAAAUCUUCUCCGACCAAGAACAGCGUUGAAGACAAGCAGUGGGAACGCACCAGAGCUCGCAUCAAUGCCUCCUUCACCAGAGGCCAGCUAGUCUCGCUGGGAAAAGCAGCGAGGCUACCGGGAAGCUACGCAAGAACAGUCAAGAAGGAGGAUCUCGUCCGUCGGAUUAUGGUGCAUCGUUUUGGCAUGGAGGACGCACGCGAGAGGACUGAGCGGGAAAAGCGCGAGGAACUCGACAAACGGUCGGUGCACAUCGCUUUCCGGCCUGCAGAGCUCUACUUGCUGCUUUCGAGGGGCUACAACAAGGUCAGACAGGAGGCCAGCAAGGCACAAGUGGCGAUUCUGCCUCAAGCACCAGCCAAGGAGAAAGCACAGAAUAGUGGCGACGCUACCGCCUCCGCCGAAAAGCUCGGGUUUUGGAUACGUGGUAAGGAUCCGGGUAUUGCACGUAUGACGGAUUGGGUCGAAGAGUUUAAGCAGUCGAUCAAGACGAAGGAGGAUACGGUCGUCCUAUCGAACGACUCCCGCGAUGUCAACGCAUCAGAAGUCGGUGUCACCGAGGUACUCCCCGCCGAGCUCGUUCGCUACAUCUCCCAGCUCUCGCGGUGCUUCAUGGAGGCAAGUCCGAUUCAAGGCAGCAAGGUGACGCUAUCGCUUGCAUUCCUCGACGAACGCGAUGCUCAGAAAGCAGUUCUGCUGCUGCGGCAAUAUCACGCCGAAGGUGCCAAAGCAAUGCACCGCAUCGGUGCAGCAGCGUGCAGCGACGAUCUGCAUUCCAGCCGCCAGUAUUCGAUGCUUCCCUUCGUGCCCAACGAGCCGACACCAUGGAUCAAGCAGGCAGACGACCUUUUGUACGGGUCGCACUCCGACGUCUCGUUCCGCGUGUCUCACGUGCCGGAAUUGAACGCGUUCUCGAUGCUGUCGACCACCAAACUGCCGACGAUGAAGUUCAACGCAUGGAGCACCCAGGACAAGCUUUCGUUCGAGGAGCCCUUCCGAUCUCUGGCGGAAAAUGCUGCGACCUCUACAGCGAGUAAUGGGAUGUCGCUGUCAGCGGAGGCUAGCGAGGUGGAAUGCAGCGCUGAGCUCGGCCACGUUUUGUUCGAUGCAGGAGGUCUCACGCUCGCCGACGAAAACCUCAGCGAGGAGGACAUCGUCUCUCGUGUCCAGGAUCCACUGGCUGCACCCAUUUCUGGUAGCUGGUCUUUGGAGACUGCCGUAGACUGGACCCGACGAUUCCGUGCUCGCUUCGGCCGCGAAGCCUCUCGCUUCGUUCCUACCACCCUCUUUCGGUCGCAAAAGAACAUCUCGCUCGACAUCUGGCUCGAGAGACAGGGAUACGUUCUCGCGUCAAACCAGCCAGACGCACUUGCUGGUGAGCACGAGACGCUCGUAUACCAGCCAUCAGACGCUGGCUACCUGGCGCAGGUCAGCAAGCUCGAGAUCACGCUGGUCCGAAACCAGAGCGAAUCAGAUGUGGCGGAGGGAGCGAGUGGCGGAUGGAGGAUUCGGCAGGCGAGAUGGGUUCUUGAGGCACAGGCCGAUGUGUUGAUCCCGGAGAAGGGGUCAGAUCUCAGGCUUAGUGCUAGACAUAUCGUCCCGCUGGAGGCUGAGAUCUUGGCUGAUGUCGAACGCGGAUUGGCGUCGUACCUCGACCCGUCGGGAGCUGCUGUCGCUGCGGAAGUUACGAUGGAAAACAUCGGGAUCAGCGAAGACGAAGCAGCGGGAGUCGACUCUGACGACAUCCUAGGCAGCGAGACCGAAGUCGUUGAGCGCUCGUCGCUCUCUACCGCAAAGGCAUUGCCAAAGGGUCGCGUGACGUCCCACAAAGGUGCACUGAGACCGUCGGUGCUAGAGCUUGGAUCUGUUGGCAAAAUGGCCCUGGAGACUGUGACGCGCUCGUCCGUGCAGACGUACGUACAGCGGUCGGCUCUUUCCGCUGCGCCUCAUGCGCGACCAGGGACGAGCUCCGAAGUGCAGGCUGCGACAGACGACGAUGCUGGCACCCACCCCGUGGAUUCCACUGAGCAACUGUCGGCUUCCUCCGAGGCGGACGCCGUCGCAGCGACCCCCAUCACGACCGCGGAAGUGGAAGCCGUCAAGGCAGAAGACGCGGCUCAAUUUACUGCUGAACACAGCGCGCCUACCGAAGGUGCACCUGCCACCUCAACCUCACUAUCGCCGGUGCUCAUCCGCGAAAUCUCGCAAGAUUGCAUGACCGAGAUCACCACCGAAUCGCUUCGCAUCAGCUGGCGGCUGCCUGCGUCGUCAGAGCAAAGCGUACCGGAGUGGAGCUCCGUCGUAGAGCCUAUCUCGGCGUUGCUGGAGCGACAUGAUAUGUCUACUCGUUAG
This is a messenger RNA of Pseudozyma hubeiensis SY62, 2739 nucleotides long. RefSeq lists its product as hypothetical. NCBI's taxonomy places the organism in Eukaryota, Fungi, Basidiomycota, Ustilaginomycetes, Ustilaginales, Ustilaginaceae. The record is from RefSeq and is a predicted model, not a curated record. The transcript has a single exon. Bases 1 to 2739 code for a protein of 912 amino acids.